Messenger RNA from Onychostoma macrolepis, 1714 nucleotides. It is a transcript of the gene pggt1b, whose product is annotated as protein geranylgeranyltransferase type I, beta subunit. Gene Ontology annotation, molecular function: CAAX-protein geranylgeranyltransferase activity. The transcript is spliced from 9 exons. The record is from RefSeq and is a predicted model, not a curated record. NCBI's taxonomy places the organism in Eukaryota, Metazoa, Chordata, Actinopteri, Cypriniformes, Cyprinidae. Gene Ontology annotation, biological process: protein geranylgeranylation. Bases 76 to 1152 code for a protein of 358 amino acids. Gene Ontology annotation, cellular component: CAAX-protein geranylgeranyltransferase complex.
CGCGGGACUCUUAUUUUGCCGCGCGUUUGUGCAGCGGAAGCGGAAGCGGAGCGCUGACCGUGUUUCUCCUGAGCGAUGAUGGCGGAUUUUGAUCAGGAGCAGGAAGAUUUUCUGCGCGAGCGGCACGUGCGCUUCUUCCAGCGCUGUCUGCACGUGCUUCCCGAGAGAUACGCGCCGUACGAGACCAGCAGGCUCACGAUCGUGUUCUUCGCUCUGUCGGGGCUGGAUGUGCUGGAUGCGCUGGAUGUCGUGGACAAGCCCAGUUUAAUCGAGUGGAUUUAUUCCCUGCAGGUUCUUCCCACCGAAGACAAGUCUAAUCUCAGCCGCUGUGGCUUCCGCGGAUCCUCACACAUCGGCGUUCCCUACAACAGCUCAAAGGGCCCCGGGGCCCCUCACCCGUACGACAGCGGUCACGUGGCCAUGACCUACACGGGCCUGGCGUGUCUGGUGGUUCUGGGGGACGAUCUGAGCCGCGUGUGUAAGGAGGCCUGUCUGGCCGGACUGCGAGCGCUGCAGCUGGAGGACGGCAGUUUUUACGCUGUUCCCGAAGGAAGCGAGAACGACAUGAGGUUCGUGUACUGCGCCGCCUGCAUCUGCUACAUGCUGGACGACUGGUCAGGGAUGGACUGCCAGAGAGCCAUCGAUUACAUCCGGAGGAGCGCCUCGUAUGACAGCGGGAUCGGUCAGGGAGCAGGACUCGAGUCUCACGGCGGAUCCACGUUCUGUGCCGUGGCGUCUCUGUGCAUGAUGGGAAAGCUGCAGGAGGUGUUCAGCGAGCGAGAGCUGAAGAGAAUCCGGCGCUGGUGCAUCCUCAGACAGCAGAACGGCUUCCACGGCCGACCCAACAAACCCGUGGACACCUGCUACUCCUUCUGGGUCGGAGCCACGCUGGAGCUCUUAGACGUGUUCCAGUACACAAACUUCGAGAAGAACCGGAACUACAUUCUGUCCACGCAGGACCGUUUGGUGGGCGGCUUCGCUAAAUGGCCCGACAGUCAUCCAGACCCUCUCCACACGUACUUCGGCAUCUGUGGCCUGUCUCUGAUCGGAGAAGCGGAGCUGCAGAAGGUGCAUCCGGCGCUGAACAUCAGUGUCCGAGCGUUCGAGAGUCUGCGGCAGCUGCAUGGAUCGUGGAGACAGAAGAGCACAUGACGACUGAAAGAACCAACACGAGCGCAGUCAGUUAUUAAAGGUACAACUGAUGCUCUUUAGUUCGUUUGGGCCCCGGAUUCAUCCUCCCUCGUCAGUGUUUGAUUAUUAGUUUCUGCCUUACAGACCGAGGAACUCGCGUACAGAUGAGCUGAUCCUGGACUAUUGUGCACUGUUUAUUUCAGUUUUACAUUUUAUAUAUAUAUAUAUUUCCAUUUCUUAUUGUUUCUGUGAAAUCAUCGUCCUCUCUUGAAUGUGCCUCAGAUGUCUUUAGGGUGCUUCGGUGUAUGCUAUAAACACACGGCAUCUCCACUGAAGACACUUGAAUGUGUGUUUCAAGGAUCAAAUUAUGAAAUUAUUUUUUCUAUGCUGUAAUAUCAAGUGUAGAAGUGACAGUCACACUGCUCGUAUUUUAUUAUGAUGUAAAGUUGAAGUGCUGAACUGACGGUCUGCGAGUGUCAAUAAAUGAAGAGCUUUUAAUCAUGUCUGAGAAAUAAGCAUUUAUGAUGCUGACGGUGAGACAUGCGUAUUUAAUAACGGUUAAAUAAAGGAAUUGACUUUUCAA